AACUACCGCGCUAACACAGAGAGAGGAUCGCCCCUUUCAGAUGCUUCUACCCACAGCUGGAGCCUGGAUGCUGUGCAGAUUGUGCGGCAGUUUAUAUAUAAUAUGCAGCAUUUCCCUCUCCACCUCCUCUCCUUCUCUCUGGAUCCGGGCUCUGAUUCGCUGUCCUGCUCCGUAAUGCCAACACUUUGGAGACUGGAGUGACUCCGGGAGUGAUCAUACCGCAUAGUGCCAGAAAUACAAGGAUACAAGUUGGUGAUGAAUGGAGCUGUUUACUUGAGAGCUCCAUACAGGCUGUUUCCAACAUGGGUGUUGACUGACCGGAGCACGGAGGUAUGAAGAUGCACUUGUGAGGAUUAAAUCUGCGCUCAAAAUUUCCCGGACCAUGCAGAUUCUGCCGCCUUGGACGCUGUUUGUGAUAUUAGCCCACGCACAUGUAUUACUAUCCCUGAGAAAUAAUGGAGAAGUUAAGGCGGACAGCAACGCCGGAGCACACUCUGCACGGACUUUCCACGGGUCGCUCCGGGAGAGUCACCACAACAAAGCCUGGGACCGUGCGCACUCGCCGGGGUACGCCACAGGUGCGUCCUCGGAGGCGCAGCGGGCAAUUAUGCGAGGGCCCCUGAACUCCACUCACCCAUGGAAGAGGGUAAUUGCUGGGGAGACAAGGCGACACAACAAACGCGACUUUAUUAGGACUGUGACACCCGUGGAGGAGCCCCACGCUGCCUCACAUUGGGACCCGACGCGCCACCACAAUAGGAGGAUAAAGUUGAAUGGCGGUCUUAGUAGUACGGGGACGCCAGCAGGUGGACACUACAAUGCAGCUAAGCCCUCUUCAAUGGGCCGGGGAGACUGGGGAGGGGGCCCCGAGGAGGCUGACAGGCACAGGAGGGGCACAAUAGAUGAACAUAAGAAAGGCUCCAAGAGGGGGAGAGCCCGGCUGAACAAAAACGUGGGGGCUUUGGCUCAGUCUUGGGAACCCAUCCCCAAACCUCAGGCCCUCACCUCCACCGACCUGCCCUUUGACCUCUUCACGAGGAGGCCCGAGUUCAUCACUUUCAGGGAGGAGAACCCCUGGGACGCCACGCCGAUCACGCCUCCCAGCUCGCAGGACUUUGGGGACGAGAUCAAGAACCCCUUCUACCCGGUGACCAGCGAGACCUACGGCGCCUACGCCAUCACCUGCGUCUCCGGGGUCAUCUUCCUGGUGGGCAUAGCGGGCAACAUUGCCAUCCUGUGCAUCGUGUGCCAGAACUACUACAUGAAGAGCAUCUCCAACUCGCUGCUGGCCAACCUGGCUGUGUGGGAUUUUGUGCUCAUCUUCUUCUGCCUGCCCAUGGUGGUGUUUCAUGAACUCACCAAGUCCUGGCUGCUGGGGGAGUUCACCUGCAAAGUGGUGCCCUAUGUGGAGGUGGCCUCCCUCGGUGUGACCACCUUCACCCUGUGCGCCCUGUGCAUCGACCGCUUCCGCGCGGCCACCAACGUCCAGAUGUACUACGAGAUGAUCGAGAACUGCACCUCCACCACGGCUAAGCUAGCGGUCAUCUGGAUCGGCGCUCUCCUGUUGGCCCUGCCGGAGCUCCUCAUCAGACAACUGGUGACCGAGGACUCAGGAAGCCCGGACGAGCCUCCGGUCGAACGUUGCAUCAUCAGGAUAUCCACCUCGCUCCCCGACAUGCUGUACGUGCUGGGUUUGACCUACGAGGGCGCCCGGCUGUGGUGGUGCUUCGGCUGCUACUUCUGCCUCCCCACCCUCUUCACAAUCGGGUGCUCCUUGGUGACGGCGCGUAAGAUCCGGCGUGCGGAGCAAGCCAGCGUGCGCAGCAACAAGAAGCAGAUCCGUCUGGAGAGCCAGAUGAACUGCACCGUAGUGGCGCUGGCGAUCGUCUACGGAGCGUGCGUGGUGCCCGAGAACAUCUGCAACAUAGUGUCCGCAUACAUGGCGGCCGGUGUUCCCGAGCACACCAUGUCUGUCCUCCAUCUCCUCUCCCAGCUGCUGCUCUUCUGUCGGGCCGCCGUGACGCCGGCGCUGCUGCUUCUCCUCUGUCGUCCCCUGGGCCGGGCCUUCCUGGACUGCUGCUGCUGCUGCUGCUGUAACCACGCGCCCUCCUCGGCCACCGGCAGCGACGAUAACGAACACGAGUGCACCACCGAGCUGGAGCUGUCGCCGUUCAGCACCAUCCGCAGGGAGCUGAGUAACUACACCCCUGCCGGCUCCCACUGCUAAACAGACGUUCCUCAUCAGGGAUGGAGAUCUCACUAGCCUGCUGUUAGCCUUUGGCUAGCAUUUCUCGGACUCGGCGAGAUAUGCCUUAGCUAGUGUAGUCACAUUUUAAAAUUGGUGCAUGAAUAAAGUUGGACACUGAAUAAUCACAUCCAGCCAGUGUCCUACUUCCUUAACUUUCAUUCCUUACAAUAAUCCUCUACAUUCAUGGAAACCUGUAUGGCCCUAAUUUCACAGCAAAGCGUACAAAACGCAUCUUCUUCACUCAGGCCCUGGGGUGCUCUCUAAACAGGGUCAGUACUUAUUUUAAGCAAUCCUGCCUGAACCUGUAAUACUUACAAUUACAACAAAUACUUACUAACAUCCCUUCUGUAUGACCUUGUAUGCCUAAAUAUCUUCACUCAGUUGGGAUUAUCUCAUGCCUGGUUCCUUAAAAGAGGUUCGAUGGGGUUAAUAUCUUUAGAUUCUGAAGCAGAAACUGGUUCCCACAGCCUUAUGCAAUGGGUAGGUUAAGCUAACACUUUUUAUACUGUACACAGGAACAUCAUUGUCCAGUACGCAUCACACUAUGUUAAAUUUAAUAAAAACCACUUGGGAUGAUGAAGUGUAUAUGGGAAACUAAACUGUAUUAUAAAUCCAGUCAUCUUCUUAGUGCAUCAUUGUUGAAAUUCUGGAGACGAAUUAAUCAAGCCUAACCUUGUAUAAUAACUCAAAUUAAAAUGUGGGCAUGCACUGCCUAUAUAGAAAUACAGGAUUCAGUUUACAGACUCUAUAAGCUGCAAAUGUACAGUUCAUGUAAUGCUGCACACAGGGGAACAAGGCUUACGAUAAUUAAACACGCGCAGGGUGUCUCUUCAGUGAUGACAGAGGUGCGCUGAGUGGGUUGGAGAAUCCAAAUGUACACAACGAAACUUAAACUGUAUAUUGAGAAAAUAUCCAGGGGACUCGAACACAACUGGGCUGGCCUCAGAGAUACAUAAACACGGACUUGAGUGGAAUUAAAAGGGUUCGAAUAGAAGAGGGAAAUGGAUUGGAAACUAAUCAAACGGAGGGAAUAUAAAUACAGUGAAAGGUUUGGGAACAUUACACCAUGGAGUAGAACCGAUGGAAGGGACGGACUCAGCACGGACUGGACUGAAAAUAAAUAUCUGCACUACACUGUUGUAUCAUGUUACGCCUUACACGUUGGGCUGUAUAUACUGUACACUUUCUUUGGUGCUCUUAUGAUAAAUGCGCUGUGAACAACAAAUCCUUUCGGUUCGACUCAAGUAAUCGAGCUGCGUAGUGGGAUUUUGGUCAAGAAGACAGAUUACAGUUGUGUGUGGAAUACAAACAACAAAGGAAAAUCAAUAAAGAGUUUCACUGAGAUGCUAGGGAUUGCCUGAAGCCCUUGCCCUGAGUGUUGUUGAACACAUGUGGUCACUUUAUUCUCCAGUAGGCUACGCAAUUACUCAGCGGUUAAUAGGUUUUAAUAAAAGCUUCUUAGGCUACCUUAACUAUCAAUCAUUCACUUGGUAAUUACAGCAAAAGUGCCAAUAACUGCAUUAUUACAUUGUUAAUAUGCCUAAUUUGUAUUGAGUUAUUGGUUAAAUGUGUACCAAUAACCACAGCAAAUCUUAUAGUAAAAAAACAAAUCAGUAUUUUUUUUUCUUAGCUGUCAAACAAAGUGCUACCAUUAUUGUACAAUCAAAACUUAACAAUCACAUAAUGCUAACUUUGUGUCAGGGAAAAGCAACUUUAGUAUCAGUCUUUUAGCAAUAUUUCAUUUAUGUGGCCAUGAAAUGUAUAUUCAAGACCACGUUUACAGGGUUCUCAGUUUUAAAUUGAGUCAGAGCGGCAGGAAAUAACUUUAUUGACCAUCGCACACUGCUAAUGCUAGCUUAGUUAGCUACCUAGCUACUGCUAAUAAAAUCAACAGUGUCUUUAGCCCAUGGACGCCAGAAAUAACAGGCGUCUGUUCUACUUAUAUCUUAAACAAAGGACCCAUUGUGUUAGUAAGAACGUUAACGUGGAAAAGCUGCCUCUUUUGUCUGCAUAUGUGCCAUGCAAGAAUAGUUAGCUUAACUAGCGUAGCAACGAUAAGCUAAGAGGUUUGAGGUUUCAUGGAUGUUUUUCUUGACCUAUAAUCACAUUGGCAGUUUCAUUACUUGGGUUUUUUAAGGAGAACCAAAUGAAAUGUUUUUCACAGCGUAUACAUUUACAAGUGUAUUGUACUGUAAAUCUGUUUUCUUAAUCCUACCAAUCAGACCUGGGUCAAAACAAGGUGUCACCCACCAUCAUGGAGGUAAUUGAAGUGUGUAAAAGGCUGACAGAAAUGAUGCUCAAAAGCCAUUAGUUUGCUUGUUAAUGUACUAAAAGAUAUAUUCCUCAUAGUGUUUAGGACUUACAAUGGCUGCUGGUGGACUCUGUGAUGACCCAGGUGUGAUAUUCAGUGGUAUACUGUAUAUUGCGAUGAAUCUUUUACAUACGAUUCUGCACUGCCAAACACCUUCUCUCUGUCUGUUUUCUCGUGCUCUUGUGGUAGUAGCACACUAUCUCUGGGUGUCUCUCUCAGCGCGGAGGUCAGCUUGCCCUCAGCUCCAUCAAUACAGGAAGGAAGAAUCUUGCUACAAAACAUUAAUCACAAAUGAGAUGACAGUGCCCGGGGGGUGGUGGGGGGUUGGCAUGUUAAAAAUAUACUCAGCGAAGAGGGUGUUUCUCCUGCCAUGGCUGCAGGCAACAACCCCUUUGGCUUUAAUGAACUGCAGUUUACGUGCUCCAAGGGAUCCAGGUAGGAUGUAGCCAAGUUAAUGGAGGAAAUAGGCACUGCAACACAAUACCCUGCAGCCAGUUUGACAACUCUUUUUAUUACCAUCAUUAUCAGGCUAUUGUGGGCCCUUGUGUAAACCUGUCUCAGUUUAUAUGCUCUAGCACCAGCCCAGAUUCUACCGUUAAAUCAGAAAGUUUGUCUGGAUUUCCCCGACCUGUUUGACGCGACAAGUGUCCGCUGACCUCCUGAAACUGAUUCUCUUUUCUCUGCAUUCUUUCUGGGAGUAUAGCUCAUUCUUAAUGGCUCAGUGUGUAGUAACGUGGUUCAAACUAUUGAUGAAGUGAUUCUUGUUAAUCAGUCAGUGGGACGUUUAUUCUGAAUUUUGUGAGUAUCCUCUUCACUCAGAGCAAAAUUGUGUCACACAAAUGUAAGCACACAACCACUAUUGUCUCUAAGUCUAGUCACUGGUUUCUACAUAGCUUUUUAUAUAGCCAAAAACUGUCCCUUUGUUUAUCAAAGAACUUUAUCUUGAAAACUGUAUAU
Eleginops maclovinus (Patagonian blennie) is the source of this 5516-nucleotide messenger RNA. It is a transcript of the gene gpr37b, whose product is annotated as G protein-coupled receptor 37b. Gene Ontology annotation, cellular component: signaling receptor complex; plasma membrane. The coding region runs from base 383 to 2227 and encodes 614 amino acids. Gene Ontology annotation, molecular function: G protein-coupled peptide receptor activity; prosaposin receptor activity. NCBI's taxonomy places the organism in Eukaryota, Metazoa, Chordata, Actinopteri, Perciformes, Eleginopidae. The transcript is spliced from 2 exons. Gene Ontology annotation, biological process: positive regulation of MAPK cascade; adenylate cyclase-inhibiting G protein-coupled receptor signaling pathway. The record is from RefSeq and is a predicted model, not a curated record.